Messenger RNA from Onthophagus taurus, 1042 nucleotides. Its product is annotated as protein KTI12 homolog. The record is from RefSeq and is a predicted model, not a curated record. Lineage: Eukaryota; Metazoa; Arthropoda; Insecta; Coleoptera; Scarabaeidae.
AGGUACCAACAUCACAACUAUUAAAUUAAGAGCUAUAUUUGCAUUUAAUUUUAUGAAAUUUAAUUAAAAAGUCUUUUAAAGAUUCAAAUUAAAGCGAGAAUAUUCGUUGAUAAUAUUUUUUAUAUUUAUAUUCAAUAAAUAUCAUUCAAAUAAGACAUCAAAACAUAACCUCACAUAACCUUAAAAUCAUGCCACUAAUAAUAAUAACUGGAGUUCCUUCCAGUGGAAAAACAACCAGGACGAAUCAAUUAAAAGAAUAUUUUGAAAAUGAAGGCAAAGAAGUUCAUAUAGUAAGUGAAUACAAAGAAAUUUUAAAAGCAAAUUUUACUAAAAAGACAUUUUAUAAUGAUUCUAUUAAGGAAAAGCACAUAAGAGGACUUUUAAAAUCAGAAGCAACUAAAUUAUUAACCCCAACAAAUGUAGUUAUUUUAGAUGGUUCGAAUUAUAUUAAAGGUUAUCGUUACGAGUUGUAUUGUGCAACAAAAGCUAAUAGAUCGACUCAAUGCACAAUUUUAACACAAAUUAAUUAUGAAGAAGCUUGGAAACAAAACGAAACUCGCACAGAUGGUGGAGAAAAAUAUGACAGAGAAACUUUUGAUGCUUUAAUUUUAAGAUACGAAGAACCUGAUAAAAAAAAUCGAUGGGAUUCACCUUUAUUCAUAGUAUUUCCCAGUGAUAAAAUUAAUUUUCAAGAAAUCUCAAAUAAUUUAUUUGAUAAAGCACCACCACCACCAAAUAUGUCUACACAGAACGCUCCGUUAAGUUCAACUAAUUUUUUAUAUGAACUAAAUAAAACAGUAAAGAUAAUUACUGAUAAAAUCAUUAAAGAUAUUCGAAGUGGAGUUAAGGGAGAAAUUACUGUACCUGGCGUGGAAGAUUUAACUCUAGAUAUUACCGGAAUUGGCAUGCAAAAGAUUAUUAAUUUAAAUAGGCAAUAUUUAACUUUUUCUAAAAUGCAUACACCUGAUAUUGAAAAAGUUCCACAGUUGUAUGUACAAUUUUUAAAAGCAAAUUUAAAUUAAUAAAGUUGUAUUUAUUUUAA